CUUGGCAUCCAAUAUGGCUGGAGCCGCUAUGUACGAGUUGGUGAGGGUUGGACACAGCGAGCUGGUCGGUGAGAUUAUCCGACUCGAGGGAGACAUGGCGACAGUCCAAGUCUACGAGGAGACCUCUGGUGUGUCUGUCGGGGAUCCAGUCCUGCGGACCGAGAAACCCCUGUCGGUGGAACUGGGGCCAGGAAUCAUGGGAUCCAUUUUCGACGGGAUCCAAAGGCCCCUUUAUGACAUCCGGCAGUUGACCGAGAGCAUCUACAUCCCGAGGGGAGUCAAUGUCGCCCCACUGCCCAGCCACAUCAAGUGGGAAUUCACCCCAGAGCCUCACAUCAAGGUAAGGAGCGUGGGGUUGAG
Rhincodon typus (whale shark) is the source of this 360-nucleotide messenger RNA. Its product is annotated as V-type proton ATPase catalytic subunit A-like. The record is from RefSeq and is a predicted model, not a curated record. Gene Ontology annotation, biological process: proton transmembrane transport; ATP metabolic process. Gene Ontology annotation, cellular component: lysosomal membrane. The transcript is spliced from 2 exons. The annotation marks the transcript as partial. NCBI's taxonomy places the organism in Eukaryota, Metazoa, Chordata, Chondrichthyes, Orectolobiformes, Rhincodontidae. Gene Ontology annotation, molecular function: proton-transporting ATPase activity, rotational mechanism.